AUGGCGAAGCUUGCUGAAGGAGAUUCAGGAACUAUCGGCUCCGUGCAAAAGACACCAAACAGCUCUCCAACCCCUAUCAAAAUCAUAGUGACAGGUGGCCUUGGGUUUGUAGGCUCGGCGAUUGUCCGAUCCUUGCAGGAAUUUCAUCCUGAAUGGGACGUCUGGAUUCUCGACAAGGGCGAGAAUCGACGGCACAGAAAUAGUCACGAUGGAGACGAUGAGCUGGACUUAUUGAGAGGAUGCGAGUAUGGAUACGUCCAGGCCGAUAUCACAGAUAAGACGAGCGUCAUGGACGCGCUUGCCAUGAUCAAUGCAGAUGCCAUCAUCCACACAGCAGGUAUUGUGCCAUCUUUGAGCGAGAGGUAUGCACGGCGCCUAGAAGCCUUGGUCAAAGCUGUCAACGUGGAGGGCACGCGGCAUAUGGUCGACGCAGCCAGGAAAAGCAGAUGCAGAGCAUUUGUGUACACGAGUAGUUGCUGCACCGUGAUAGACGACAUGAGCCAGUCCUAUGCCAACAUUGAUGAAAGAUGGCCUGUUUCGCCCAAGUCGUCCAUCUAUGGUGAGAGUAAAGUCGAGGCGGAGCAGAUUGUGAUUGCAGCAAACGACAAGUCAAUGUCCACAUGCGUAUUGAGACCGUCCGUGCUGUUUGGCGAAGGAGACAACCAGCUGAUACCGCCGAUUCACGCCUGUAUUGCCAAAGGAGAGACUCGCUGGGUGAUUGGAGACGGGAAGAAUCUCUGGGACACGACUUACGUCGGCAAUGUGGCUGACGCGCACGUCCUUGCCGUCGAGAACCUGUUGGAUUUCCAAUCAGCGGAACCGAAGCGUGGUUGCCAUGGCCGAGCAAGAGCGGAAAGCGCCGCAGGGGAGACUUUCUUCAUCCAAAACAACGAACCCAUUUCCUUCCGGGAAUUCAGCCUUGCUGUUUGGAAAGAGUUUGGGCACCUCCCGCCAGCCUGGGAAAUUCACAUUCCAGAAGGACUGGGCUGGGUGCUAGGCUUGGUCGCGGAAGUCUUUACGCGAGUCUCGGGCACUCCAACGACCCUCUCGCGUGGAAGCGUAAUGGAUGCCUGCGCGAUGCGAUAUGCCAGUGGUGAUAAGGCCAGGAGGAUUCUCGGCUAUCAACCUCGAGUAGGGCUUGAAGCGGGAAUCAGAGCCAGCUGCGAGCACUAUGCUAAACGACUGACAAGAGAGCGACGGUGA
Molecule: messenger RNA, 1203 nt
Organism: Cladophialophora psammophila CBS 110553
Lineage: Eukaryota; Fungi; Ascomycota; Eurotiomycetes; Chaetothyriales; Herpotrichiellaceae
Exons: 3
Coding region: 1-1203 (400 amino acids)
Biological process (GO): steroid biosynthetic process
Molecular function (GO): 3-beta-hydroxy-Delta5-steroid dehydrogenase (NAD+) activity
Source: RefSeq, a predicted model, not a curated record